This is a messenger RNA of Drosophila grimshawi, 4075 nucleotides long. It is a transcript of the gene OtopLa, whose product is annotated as proton channel OtopLc. Gene Ontology annotation, cellular component: membrane. Gene Ontology annotation, molecular function: proton channel activity. Gene Ontology annotation, biological process: proton transmembrane transport. The transcript has 13 exons. The record is from RefSeq and is a predicted model, not a curated record. Bases 936 to 3926 code for a protein of 996 amino acids. NCBI's taxonomy places the organism in Eukaryota, Metazoa, Arthropoda, Insecta, Diptera, Drosophilidae.
AGUCAUACACGAACUGUUACGAGUGAUGGAAGAGUCAAUACGUGUUGAGCUUAACUAAUUUUUGUGAAACUUGUUAGCUCAUGACAUCAACAGCAUCAAUACAAAUAGAGAAAAACGAGAAAAACGAAAACAAAUCGAAAGCAAGUGAACGAUUGUAAUUGUGUGUGUGUGUGCGCGUCGUCGUCCAUUUUGUCUGUGUGUGCGAGUGUGUGUGCUCCCCUUCCGUUUCCGGCAAACGCAACACAUUUUUGGCAAAGGCAGUCAAACCGAGGACAACAACAAAAGCCAACGCAAAAAACGUAAAGCGCGCGCAACAAUCAACCGCCCACUCACACGUUCGCAUCGUCCACCCUGCCACCCUCCCCCCCAGACAAACCCCAUAUUGCAAACAGGACGAAGUCGUGACAACGACAUGCGAAACGGGAAAGAAAAAAAUCACAAGAACAACAAUAAAUAACACAAAUACGCCACUUUAGCUUAACUGCCAUUCCAUUUGUUGAAAGUUGAAACAGACGAAUACGAAUAAUGAGAAGCAUGUGAAGAAGAAGAAACCCAAUCAAAACGACCAAUUUGCUAACUAAAAGUCUUAACAUUAAACUGCUGCUGCAAACUGAAUGACUGAUUUAUAUGAACAAAUAGAAAUUACCUCCUAAAGAACUUUAUACUUCUCGAAACAAAAGAAAACUUUAAACAUACCUACAUACAUAUGUAUAUGCCAAGAAUGGAAAAUCAUUUACUAAAAUAUUAGGUAUUGUCUUUAGUAAUACAACUUAACACAGCCCAAAUACAGUAGAUAGCUAUUAAAUAUUUGACAAACCUAUUCAGCAUUAAAGAGCCAUAUCUCCCAAAAACUAACACAAAAACAAAAAGAAAACAAAAAACAAUAAUAAAAAAACAGCAUAUCAGUUGUAAGUCGCUGGCGAGGAGAUUAAGGAAUGCAGCGGUGUCCCUAUCUACAUGAAAUGCGUGAACGUCUUCUGGAUCAGCCAAGGGAAACACUACAGCUGGAAAAUAUGGAGCGUGCCAAUUUGCUGGAUAACCGUCAGUCAGCAUCCGAGUCGAAUCAGGUCGGCACUGUGGUCAAGCUACAAGGCGAUGGAUAUCACACGAGUCCCGCUCACCAGCGCACUCCGUUGGUGCCCCACGAUCUGGGCGAGGAUUUCAAUUUGGAUUUCGAUGAUGACUUUCCGAUCGAUGCACGACGACCAAAAAAUGCCAACGGUAAUCAUCCACUGGUUCUGACGCAUCCACAGAAAAGGGUUUGCUACACGUUCAAGCCAAAUCCAAAUAAGCACAGUUUUAUGCCAGCGAAAAUAACGGUGCAGGGCACAUAUCAAACAAAUGCAAUAACGGGACCAAUCGAACUAUGGACAUCGUUGUUUAUCGUGACCAGUCUGGUAUAUGCGAUUCUAUUAAUUGUCGUGUGCAUUGCAUACGUGAUCAGCGAUGUGACAACACACCGACUGCCGGUGCUCUACUAUGAGACAUUCUUCACCUAUCUAUAUGGCACCAGCAUACUCUUCCUGUUGUACGUCUUCUGUUUCCUGCUGCAGGAGAGCUCUUGCUGCAAUGGCGGCAAAGGGGGCAGCAAGCCGAAACCACAACCCAAAGAGAAGAAAUCGAAAAAAACAAAGAAUGCAGAUCCAGCCGAUUCGAAGGAUGCGAAGGGCUCUAAGGACUCUGGAAAAGCUGCAAAGGGCGCCGCAUAUCAGGAAGCACCCGUCGAUGUCGAGGUGGCCGUCACCCCAAAGAACGUACGCAAGCGGAAGACAACACACAGCGAUCUCACCCACGGAAGUUUCUUUCUGCGCGUUGGUGCCAUCGCAUUUGGACUUGGUGCAAUGAUCUAUAUUGGCCUUGAAUUUGGUUCGUUCUUUGAGAUCCCAUUCGAUUCGCCCUGCCAUCAUAUUUUGAUUGGCGUUAACCCGCUGCUGCAGAUGAUCUUCACCUUUAUGCAGAUGUACUUUAUAUUCAUGAAUGCACGGUUGAACAUACACCGCUUCAAGGUGAUUGCCCGCUUUGGCUUGAUGCAUGUGGUGGCCACCAACAUCUGUGUGUGGAUACGCACCCUGGUUAAGGAGUCGCUGCUGGAGAUAACGAUCUAUCAUCAGAAGCGUGAAGCAGAUCCGGAUGCAUCGUCCAUUAGCCAUUCGAUACGUCAGCAUGCGUUGCGUCAUGCUGGCACCGUGCUCCGUACCCAGGCUGGACCCAACACCGAGUUCGAGGUACUGGACGGUGAGGAUGUGCUCCCAAAGAACGUUUACAAGAGCGACAAUGUGCUGUCGAAGCUGGUGCGCAAUACUGUCGAUGGCAUUUCGAAGAGCCUGGGCAUGGGCGGUAUUAGCAGCACCACUAGCAGCACCACCAGCAGCACCACUACGACCACGACAAGGGCACCGUACACAACGCCCAGCUAUCAAUGGCACAGCACUACUAUGGCCCGCAAGCUGAAGAAGUUUAUCACUAGCACCACCGCUGCGACUAGCACUGCAGGUAGCAGCAGCACCGGCACCAGCACAACCACCACCACAUCCACCACGAGCAUUCCAUUCAAUAGAGCUGCCACCGUCGCGGACUUCAGCAGCGGCAGCAGCAGCACGACCAGCGAAACAACCAAUCCCUUCAAUGGACUGCAGCGCAUCUUCUCAAGCGCUGCACCGAGCCAGACGCCCGUCGAUGUGGCCGCUCCAACGUUGCCCGCUGCUGCCGAGGGCAAUUCAGCCAUUGACAGCGCAACAUCCGGCAUCUCCUCAUUCUUCAACAAUCUGGUCUCAUCCACGCCAAGCACCAGUGUUAGCGCCAGCACACCCGUGAGCAGCACGGAGAGCGCCGUGAAUAUUAUGAACAAUCUGUUUGGUCCCGGCAUGGAGAACAGUUUCCAAACGUAUUCGGAUAUCUCGCAUGAUGAGUCGAACGGGCUGGUUGCCUUUGAGAAUCUGGAGAGCCUGGACAACAUUUAUCCGGCAGCACUGUCUUCCAACAUUGGCACACUCAACUCCACCGCCUGUGGACGCAUUGACAUUAUGGGCAGCAUCGUUUAUGAUUCGGCGCCGUAUCUGUAUCCGUUUAUCAUUGAGUACUCGUUGAUUGGCGCGGUGGUUUUGUAUGUCAUGUGGAAGCACAUCGGUCGCUAUCCGGGCCGGCUAAACGAUGAGGAUCUGGAGCAUAGGCUCGAGGUGAUGCUCUCCCGUCGAGCCGUUGCCAUGGCGCAGCAGGCACGUUCCGGUCGCGUCGACUGCGUUGGCUCCUCGAAGGGAUUGUUCUUUGGUCUGUUGCUGUUGGUCGGCGCGCUGAUUUGCUUGAUACUCUUCUUCGUCUUGGUGCGUCAUCAGCAGUUCUCGCUGUUGGCCAUUUACCUCGCCGAUGCCAGUCACUGUAUUCUAAUGGCCUUUGCCAUACUAGCCAUCAUUAUUGGCUUCAUCAGGGUGAAGAACUUGAAAUUCCGCUGCGAGGAACAAUCGAAUCUGAACGACAUUUUGCUGCGCAUCUCGGCCUUCGGAUUGUUCACCUACUCCGUGUUUAGCAUCAUUGCCGGCAGCCUCAAGGUGCUGGAGAGUGAGCCCAGCCUGCUGGUGACGACCACCGGUGGCGUUGCUGUAUUCCAGGUCAUUUUGCAGCUGCUCUUCAUUGCCGAUGUGUCGCGCCGUCGCGUCCACUUGCCGGAGCACGAUCGCAGCAAGCCCGGUCGCCAGAUUGUGACCUUCCUACUCAUCUGCAACGUGGCCAUGUUUGCAAUCUACACAUUCGAAGCUCAAAAAGUAUUCGCCAAUCCUGUAAGUAGAUAUGUGCAGCUGGAGUUCUAUGGCUUUGUACCCUGGUCGAUCAUUCAGCGUAUUACACUGCCCCUGUGCAUUUUCCAUCGCUUCCACAGCGCUGUGACACUUGCCGAGAUCUGGAAGACCACCUACAAGGCACGCUUGGAGUAAGGUGUUUCCCACAAUGCAUCUGUAUGCAAAACGAAGAGUUUAUAAAAUGCACCAAAACCAAAAUUAAAAACAAAAAAUUAUAGCGAACCGAAACGCAAAGAAAAAGUUUAAAGUUAGUUUCUAAUUGCAUAUUAUAUAUAAUACAUACA